Echinococcus granulosus is the source of this 822-nucleotide messenger RNA. RefSeq names its product Eukaryotic translation initiation factor 3 subunit F. The transcript is spliced from 4 exons. Gene Ontology annotation, cellular component: eukaryotic translation initiation factor 3 complex, eIF3m. The coding region runs from base 1 to 822 and encodes 273 amino acids. The record is from RefSeq and is a predicted model, not a curated record. Gene Ontology annotation, molecular function: translation initiation factor activity; metallopeptidase activity; translation initiation factor binding. Lineage: Eukaryota; Metazoa; Platyhelminthes; Cestoda; Cyclophyllidea; Taeniidae. Gene Ontology annotation, biological process: translational initiation.
AUGGAGGAUGUUGCAAAGGUGCACGUUCAUCCUGUUGUUCUUUUAUCAAUAAUUGAUUCCUACGAACGACGCAAUGAAGAUGCUCAAAAUGUGGUUGGGACACUACUCGGUACUUUUGAAAAGGGCAUAAUUGAGGUCACUCACUCCUUCUCUGUACCGCAUAAAGAGUCCAAGACAGAUGUUUCUAUGGAUCUUGAGUUCGGUAGAGCUAUGCUUAACCUGGAACGAAAGGUUAACCGCAAUCUGCGUCCGGUUGGGUGGUAUGCUACUGGAUCUGAGGUUACAGAGUCAUCACUUCUGAUUCACCAAGAUUACUACAUGAAACAUGUUAAGAAUCCCAUUUUCCUCCUCGUCAAUCCAAAUCUUGAAAUCGGCAAGAAAAUGAGCAUUCAAGCGUUCCAAAGCCGUUCUAUCGGUAUUCCCGAUGGUACCGUGGGAACGAUGUUUCUGUCUUUGGAAGUCAAUCUAGAGUUCUUCGAUACUGAGCGCUGCGCUGUCGACAUGAUGGUAGCAGAUUCUCUAAAUAAGGAGAAUCAACUAUCUGAGGCCACCGACGACUUAUCCUACCUCUACAAACUAACCGGUCGUCUGCUCUCAAUGUUGGAGCGCAUAAACAAAAAGGUGGAGGCUUUUGCCAACGGUGAGCAACCAGCAGACAGUGAGUUGGGCAUGGCUAUCGCACGACUCAUCUUCUCCACACCCAAACUGGAAUCGGACAAUGUGGAGGACCUCAUCAGUUCGUCUUUCAAGGACCUUCUUAUGGUUACCUACCUGACCAACCUGAUCCGGUCUCACACCAAACUGCUUAGCCUGGCGCACUGA